AUACUUGUUCCAAAGCACCCAUCUCUUUUGUCUCUCAAAUGUCCAUUAACCACUUUGUGUAAACUGAAAGCAAAUCCAUCGAUGGAACCAAAUCCUUCGAAGUCCCUUGAAAAUGAAUGGGAACCCAUGUUUGAUAAACCCUUAACUCCCAGCGAUGUUGGCAAGCUGAACAGGCUUGUAAUCCCCAAACAACACGCGGAGAAAUACUUCCCGCUCGGCGGUGACUCGGGCGAUAACCGUGGGUUGUUGCUGAGUUUUGAGGACGAGUCCGGCAAGUGUUGGGGUUUCCGUUACUCGUAUUGGAACAGCAGUCAAAGCUACGUGUUAACUAAAGGGUGGAGCAGAUACGUCAAAGAGAAGCAACUCGAUGCCGGUGAUGUUAUUUUGUUCCAUCGACACCGCACCGAUUGUGAUAGGUUGUUUAUAAGGUGGAGGAGGCGUGAUGCGGCGGUGGUAGUUGCAGAAGCAGCUGCGAAUGGAAGAAGUGCCGCGAUGGGCGAUAAUAGUGGUGGACAUGGAGGGUGGAGUGGUGGCUGUUUGUAUCGAGCGCACCCUUAUUUUGAGCACAUUCAAGACCUUGGAGCUAAUGUGCUAAACCAACCUGACUGUUUCGGUGCAGGAAGCAUUGUCGAAAAUGAAAAGCAAGGUACAAGAGUUGGGAAUCCAAAGAGGCUGGUGCGGUUAUUUGGGGUGAACCUAGAGUGCCACCAGGUGGAGGACUCCCCACCAUCAACGCUUGCUGGUUCGAUCCUGUCGAGCCACCACGGUCCAACCUCCUACCACUUUUAUUAACCUAAACUACAUGGUAAGGAAUGCAUUUAUAUAAGAACUAAUAAAAUAUGAAGAUUCUAGUCAAGCAUGCCUGUUUAGAUAUUCAUAUCGACUUGAUUUUGGUGCUGCUUCAAAUGAGACAGAUGAACAAAGCAUUCAUAAAGUAAGGUCGACCACUUGUCACGUGCCCCACUUGCAUUACUCUAAUAACCAGACAUCAAUAGAUUAAGAAAAGAAAAUGCCCCAUCCAAGCUGUCGAAUACUGUGGGAGGGUCUUAUCUUUCAUUAAUUAAAUAC
Molecule: messenger RNA, 1068 nt
Organism: Hibiscus syriacus
Lineage: Eukaryota; Viridiplantae; Streptophyta; Magnoliopsida; Malvales; Malvaceae
Product: B3 domain-containing protein At3g11580-like
Exons: 2
Coding region: 82-792 (236 amino acids)
Molecular function (GO): DNA-binding transcription factor activity; DNA binding
Source: RefSeq, a predicted model, not a curated record